GUGCGCGGCUGAAUGAUGGUGUAAGCGUGAGAUCCCUCCUCCAAUCAACUUUCAAAGUUUCACCGAUGAGAAAUGCUAAAUCUAAAGGUAUGUUUAUGUCUUAGAGCUGAAAAGUCCCAGCUUUUGUCAUUUAUAUAACUUGUCUAAAGUCUUAAUUGGACGAGGAGGAAGAGUUCAGUUGUGUCUGUGGUGAUCUGAGGAGUUCAUUCAGGAUAAGAGCGCAGGGACCCAGGUGACUGGACUCGAUGAGAUGAUACUACAACACAACAGGAGUCCUCUUCUGCUCACCGUCACCUGCAUGUACUUCUCAGGAGGUUUACUGUGGUCCUAUCAAGAAGAGGAUGCCAGUGACGGUGAAGAGUGCUCCGAGAAUAACAUUUCUACAACAAAGUAUCCCUGCGUGAAGUCGACUGGAGAAGUUACGACGUGUUACAGAAAGAAAUGUUGCAAGGGCUUUAAGUUUGUCUUGGGCCAGUGCAUUCCUGAAGACUAUGACGUGUGUGCUGGCGCCCCCUGUGAGCAACAGUGUACUGACCAUUUUGGUCGAGUGGUGUGCACCUGUUACCCUGGCUACCGCUACGACCGUGAGCGCCACAGAAACCGAGAGAAGCCCUACUGUCUGGACAUUGAUGAAUGUGCAGACAAAAACAUGACUACAUGCUCUCAAAUCUGCAUCAACUCUGUGGGGAGCUACAGCUGUGAGUGUGAGAAAGGCUAUUUCCUGGAAGAAGAUGGGAAAACAUGCACCAAGGGGGAGAGAGCAGUGCAUCUCUUUGAGAAAUCUGACAAUGUGAUGAAUGCUGGAACUUGCUCAGCCACCUGUGACGAUUUCCACCAGAUCAAGAUGUCUGUCCUGCAGCUUAAACAGAAGAUGGCCAUGCUGUCAAACAGUGCUGAUGUCCCUGAGCAGAUGACCAGUGAGAAAAUCUUGACAUCGCCUGUAUUCUUAACAGGGCCUCCAGGUCUUCCUGGUCCUCCAGGAGAUCCAGGACCAGAGGGCUCUCCAGGACUUGCAGGACUGAUGGGCCCUCCUGGCCCUCCUGGACCCAGGGGCUUGAUGGGACCCAUUGGACCCACACCAGACCUGUCCCACAUUAAACGGGGCCCCAGAGGACCUGUGGGGCCUCCAGGAGCACCAGGAAAAGAUGGCCUGAAGGGGGAUAGAGGAGCUCCUGGGCUUGCCGGACCACCAGGCCCUCCAGGCUCCUUUGACUUCCUGCUUCUGCUGAUGGCAGACAUCCGGAACGAUAUUGCUGACCUGCAGAGCAAGGUGUACGGUCGACCGAUGCCCUCUCCGGGAGACGACUUUCCCGUUGUCCCCGACAGCUGGAGGGACGACCAGGACAGUCUGGAUACGGGCUCAGGUGAGGACUACAAGGAGCCUCCACCUCGGACAGGCGGAGGCUCCAAGAAGAACAAGAAGAGGAAACCAGCACCACAGAGAACAGACUUUGACUGGAAUAUCUGAGGAGGGUGGAUUUAAAUACUUUAUGUGAGGUGUAAAUAUUGAAGUGGUUUGCUUUUUUUAUUUAAGUGGUUUUUAACAGAAUGUACUGUAUGCCUUUUUGAUCACAGAUGUUUAUUUUUGUAUAUUAUACAAGAUUAUGUGUGACUAUUUUUUAACAGAAUGAGUAGACUGUGCAAAUGCAUGUUUUUUAUUUUUUUUUAUAUUUUCAGAAAUAUAUGGUUCCUCCACAGCACAUUAAAUAAGUCUCCCAUAAAAGCGGUUCUACCCCAUUAUUUUUGCCAAUAUAUUCCGCUUCACUCAAAAUAAAUAAGAAAGUAAGCAAUUUCUUAAUGAUGAAUCAGUUGACAUAAUCAUACUUAAAUUAAAAAAAGGGAUUAAAGCAGCACGAAUGUUGGAUUGGGGCGUUAAGACUCUGUACUGACUCUAAUGCCUUCAGUCUCCAUCUGUAACGCCUCACUGUAGUGUUCAGUUGCCAUGGCAGCAAAGUAAUAACAAGUUAAUGAAGAUGAAUACUUGCAAAGCCGCUUGAGAUUUGUUUCAAAACUGUUAUUGCUGAUGUAGUCAUGUUGACAUGCGCUGUGUCAAGUUGUAAUUCUUGUCUGGGCUUCAAAUAAUUUUUUGAUAAAAACAAUGCAUGUGUAAAUCAUUACAUAUUUUAGAUACUACAUGCCAAAUGGAACACACAUGCUGACACAAAGGAUAACAAGCUGACUCAUUUCUCUGCACACAGGCCCUGUCUUUGUCCACUUAACUUUAGUAGCCUGUCAAUGUUAUUCAUUAUUAGUAUAAAGGAAAGGUUCACAAUUUUUCAAGUCUGUCUUAAAACAAUAGUCAGGUGCCCAUAUGAUCAUUGAAACAGGUAAUAUUCAUACUGACCAUUAAAAGAUCCCUUCCUAAUGCACCAGCAUCAGUCCCCCUCUUUUUGUACUGACAUGGAUUUAAAUGUUUAUCUGAAGAUAAUAUAAUCUGAAAAUAAUAUUCAGCAGUCCAGGUUAGUCAAAUCAAGUGGAUAUCUUUAAAAUAUAAAGUCUUGUUAGCAUAAAAUUCCCUCUUUGUGUCUGGUCAGACAGUGUUUUCCUGUUGAGCUGAGGUGUAAGGAUCGUAACGAAAAGAGGUAAUUUGGUACUAAAAAAACUACAACUUUGAAAGAUAUCUGCUGGAUUUGACUCAUUUGGAUGGCCGAAGCGUCAUACUAGUUUCAGAUAAACUCUUAAAUACAUUUGUUCCCCAUCACUUACAUAGGAAGCACAUUAAGGGAUCCUUUAAUGGUCAGUAUGAACAGAAGGAAUGAUUAAAGCAAGCAAAACCUGUUUCAGUGUUUAUAGGGGUUGACAGACUUGAAAAAUUAUGAAUUUAUCUUUUAAAUCCAACCCUUGUUUAAUUCAAUUGCUGCAGGAAAUGUUCAAUUCAAAGCUUCCAUAAUAGGACAGAGUGAUGACCCUUCCCACUAAUUGUGAAAUGCAAUGCAACGACAUACAUAUCUAAACUCAUUUUAGGUUAUGGGGAACAAAAAUCAGGCCAUGUUCCUGGCUGUAUGCAGUCAGUUGUUGGGUGUGUGGAUGUUAGUUGACUGAAUUUCAAACAUGAUUUGAUUCUCUUCUCCACCAGAGGGAGACCUUCUCAAAGCAAAGCCUCCAACGUACUGACACUUAAAAAAUUCUGGGUAACGUCCCAUUUUUAGGUUCUUGGUUCAGCAGUACCGUAACAUUUGGAAAUAAAUGAAUUGCUAUGCAAGCUAGGAGAUUUCCACUUCUCUUCUCAGCAGAAAUGAAUGUUGGACUUGGCUUACUGAGUAAAAUGAGUCACACUGAAACUAACCAGAAAAUAUGAGAUGUGCUGAUUUUUAAGGCUGAAGACUCAGAACAUUUAUAAGAAUUCAUCUUACGGUUAGUGAGGAGAUUUACUCAUAUAUUCAAGACUUUACAUACAGUUACCACUGUAGAGAACUUACUUUAUUCGGGUAUUAUGUGAUGUAUGGCUGAAUCAUCACUGUGUCACAAGCACUGACAGAAAAAUGCAAAUAAAGUACACAAAAAAGUGUAAUAACAUCACUGAAAAUGCAUUAUUUUCUUCCAUUCUAAGUACAAUAUCUCACAACACAAAUAGGAUUAUAUAAUAUAAUAUUCCUCUAUUCCUUACUAUUAUUUAACAUAAUCUCACUCAGGUUUCCGCACUUUUAGGUAAAAUACUGAAUGGAGGUAUGAUGUCAUAGCUGGAAGAGGCAGAGCAGGCUGGGCCUCCGAAGGGAGGACAAGGUUUUGGCGUUGGGUGUCCAACGGAUUUUUGGAUAGGCCUUCUCUGAAGUCAUAAAACUUGUUAUUUCAAACUUUUUUUUGUUCACCUUUGACUCUCUCGCUCCUGGCUUGCAUCUAUCUGACUCUGCCUUUGCUUGGAAGAAGAGAAGUUGCUGAUACAAACUUGGGAGCUUGACCAAAACAAGGUGAUGUCACUUUUUUAUUUUCAUGAAUAACAAGACCGCACAAUAAAAAUAAAAAACUCUCAUGUAGUCUCAUGUAUCAGCACUGCUCCAAGGCUCUCAUAUUGUAUUAUAAUUCAUCAGCCACAGCAGAAUAAAGUGAUUUAUCACAGCUGUCAAGUGAGCAUGAGAACUUUUAUUUUGCACAUUAUGACUUCUAAUUAAA
Thunnus maccoyii (southern bluefin tuna) is the source of this 4110-nucleotide messenger RNA. It is a transcript of the gene ccbe1, whose product is annotated as collagen and calcium binding EGF domains 1. Bases 251 to 1468 code for a protein of 405 amino acids. Gene Ontology annotation, molecular function: calcium ion binding. The record is from RefSeq and is a predicted model, not a curated record. NCBI's taxonomy places the organism in Eukaryota, Metazoa, Chordata, Actinopteri, Scombriformes, Scombridae. The transcript has 12 exons.